ACAUUUUAGGUGAACAUCAUCAACACGAAUUUAAACAAACUAAUUCUGAUGAAGGACAAGUUCAAGAUCCUUUACCUCAGCAAGCACAAAGAGAAAGCAGAAACAAACAGAUUGAGACAGAAGUGGUACAGACAUGUACAAGAGAAGAUACGAUGGAGGCCAUAGCGCCCCAAAAGCUUCAACCUUUACUUGGCAGACAACUGGUUUGCAAAAAUCUAAAAAUAGAUGGCGAAUGUCUCAGUCAUGCCGCAUACGGAAGUACUGAUGUCGGAUUGUUUGUGUUCAAGGAAUAUGUGCGUGUAGGAAGAUUCUUUGAAAUUGAGAUAUUAAGCAUGGGGAAAAGCGGGUCUUUAGCUAUUGGUUUAGUGCCGGACGGCUUUCCAGAUAAUCUUCUACCGGGAUUAGGCCAAAAAUCCUAUGGAUACCAUUCAGACGGCAAAGUGUAUAAACAUGUCCCAGGAAGCAAAUCCGGUAUAAAAUCUGGAGAUGCAUGGAAAGUCGGCGAUCGAAUCAAGUGCAAACGUGAUCUGUAAGUAUUAAGUAUUUACAGAGUUGACCGUUUUUAAUGAUUUGCUUUAUAAAGAUUUAAACAGAAGAUUUCUAUUGUAAUGUAAUCUUAGCAUAAAAAUGCCGUCAAACGUUUAAAGACUUAUGUUUGUUUAUACUCUUGUCAAAUAAGGAUAAACCAUCAGUCAACAAUCCAAUGGUUUAUUAAAAGUUUAUCAAUAUAACAUA
Molecule: messenger RNA, 735 nt
Organism: Ruditapes philippinarum (Manila clam)
Lineage: Eukaryota; Metazoa; Mollusca; Bivalvia; Venerida; Veneridae
Product: SPRY domain-containing protein 3-like
Exons: 7
Coding region: 153-533 (126 amino acids)
Source: RefSeq, a predicted model, not a curated record